This is a messenger RNA of Budorcas taxicolor (takin), 2418 nucleotides long. RefSeq names its product protein phosphatase 3 catalytic subunit alpha (gene PPP3CA). Gene Ontology annotation, molecular function: calmodulin binding; calmodulin-dependent protein phosphatase activity. The record is from RefSeq and is a predicted model, not a curated record. Gene Ontology annotation, cellular component: cytosol; cytoplasm; calcineurin complex. The transcript is spliced from 14 exons. Gene Ontology annotation, biological process: calcineurin-NFAT signaling cascade. NCBI's taxonomy places the organism in Eukaryota, Metazoa, Chordata, Mammalia, Artiodactyla, Bovidae. The coding region runs from base 172 to 1737 and encodes 521 amino acids.
GGGACGCGCGGAGAAGGCAGUAACUUUAAAGCCAGCUCAGAGCCCAGAACCUCCAGCCAAGCGGUUUGCAGCGCGGCGGCAGCGGCGGCGUUGAGUGUCUGGCCCGCCGGUCCGGUCGGGGUGUGCAGUAGGACGGACGAGCAGCGCGUCGCUGUCCCCCGGCGGCUGGAGAUGUCCGAGCCCAAGGCAAUUGAUCCCAAGUUGUCGACGACCGACAGGGUGGUGAAAGCUGUCCCAUUUCCUCCAAGUCACCGGCUUACGGCAAAAGAAGUGUUUGAUAAUGAUGGGAAACCUCGUGUGGAUAUCUUAAAGGCACAUCUCAUGAAGGAGGGCAGGCUCGAAGAGACUGUCGCAUUGAGAAUAAUAACAGAGGGGGCUUCAAUUCUUCGACAGGAAAAAAACUUGCUGGAUAUUGAUGCUCCAGUCACAGUUUGUGGGGACAUCCAUGGACAAUUCUUUGACUUGAUGAAACUCUUUGAAGUGGGGGGAUCUCCUGCCAACACUCGCUACCUCUUCUUAGGGGACUAUGUUGACAGAGGGUACUUCAGUAUCGAAUGUGUGCUGUAUUUGUGGGCUUUGAAAAUUCUUUACCCCAAAACACUGUUUUUACUUCGUGGAAAUCAUGAAUGUAGACAUCUAACAGAGUAUUUCACAUUUAAACAAGAAUGUAAAAUAAAGUAUUCAGAACGUGUAUAUGAUGCCUGCAUGGAUGCCUUUGACUGCCUGCCCCUGGCUGCCCUGAUGAACCAGCAGUUCCUGUGUGUACACGGCGGUUUGUCUCCAGAGAUAAACACUUUAGAUGAUAUCAGAAAAUUAGACCGAUUCAAAGAACCACCUGCUUAUGGACCUAUGUGUGAUAUCCUGUGGUCAGACCCGCUGGAAGAUUUUGGAAAUGAGAAGACUCAGGAACAUUUCACUCACAACACAGUCAGGGGGUGUUCAUACUUCUACAGUUACCCGGCUGUAUGUGAAUUCUUGCAGCACAAUAACUUGUUAUCUAUCCUCCGAGCUCACGAAGCCCAAGAUGCAGGGUACCGCAUGUACAGGAAAAGCCAAACAACAGGCUUCCCUUCUCUCAUUACAAUUUUUUCAGCACCAAAUUACUUAGAUGUAUACAAUAACAAAGCUGCAGUAUUGAAGUAUGAGAACAAUGUCAUGAAUAUCAGGCAAUUCAACUGUUCUCCUCAUCCAUACUGGCUUCCAAAUUUCAUGGAUGUUUUCACCUGGUCCCUGCCAUUUGUUGGGGAAAAAGUGACUGAGAUGCUGGUAAAUGUCCUCAACAUCUGCUCAGACGAUGAACUGGGGUCAGAAGAAGAUGGAUUUGAUGGAGCAACGGCUGCGGCCAGGAAGGAGGUGAUAAGAAAUAAGAUCCGAGCCAUCGGCAAGAUGGCCAGAGUGUUCUCGGUUCUCAGAGAAGAGAGUGAAAGUGUGCUGACGCUGAAAGGCCUGACGCCCACAGGCAUGCUCCCCAGCGGCGUGCUUUCUGGAGGGAAGCAAACCCUGCAAAGCGCUACUGUUGAGGCUAUUGAGGCUGAUGAAGCUAUCAAAGGAUUUUCACCACAACAUAAGAUCACUAGCUUCGAGGAGGCCAAGGGCUUAGACCGAAUUAACGAGAGGAUGCCGCCUCGCAGAGAUGCCAUGCCCUCUGACGCCAACCUUAACUCCAUCAACAAGGCUCUCGCCUCAGAGACUAACGGCACGGACAGCAAUGGCAGUAAUAGCAGCAAUAUCCAGUGACCACUUCCUGUUCACCUUUUUUUUUUUUUUUUUUUUUGAGCUGCAGGGCAUGAUGGGGAUGGCUGCGUAUCAGCAGUUGGAUAUUCUUGCCUCUGAUGGUAGCUUAUUUGCUCUGGGGCCAGGAGUUGGAUUCAGUUUACACUAUCAUUAAAAGAGGGAGAGAGAAUUAUAAACUAUAUUUUGGUGGGGGUGGUGAUUAAACACCUCUUUUGGGUAUGCCUUUUAAAAAAUGCUUAUAGGGAAAAAAAAUUUAAAAAGAAAGCUAAUGCUAGUAUAUACUGCAAUGUUAGGGGAAUGUACAUGUUUUCCUACUGCAUUGGGGGACUUCUAGAUAGGUUAACGAGAGGUCUUUUAUUAUGUUACUGGACACGAAAACUUUGUCUAAUUUCUUACUCUAUUGUACGUUUACAGUUGCAGCACUAAAAAUGGAUGACAUCAACCAUUUUUAACAAAAUGAUGUACAAACUAAAUAAGGACUAUUUAUUGAUAAUGUUUUGCUACUCUUGUCAGACAAUGGCUAUAAAAUGAAUUAGGCAGUCUUAAAAAAAAAAAAAAAAAAACAGAAAAAGAAAAAAAAAGAAUGUUGCAAAUUUGUUAAAAUGCCAAAAAGGACAGUUUAAUUUUGUACAGAUUAUGCUUACCUCAGGUUUCUUUAGUGUGCUUUGAAUGCCUUUCUUUCCA